Messenger RNA from Phytomonas sp. Hart1, 1413 nucleotides. The record is from the annotation of a GenBank genome assembly. NCBI's taxonomy places the organism in Eukaryota, Euglenozoa, Kinetoplastea, Trypanosomatida, Trypanosomatidae.
AUGCCGUUCUUUGGGGACUUUCCGCCUUUUCAACAAAAAACAGAGACGGUGUUUGCAAUCCCCCGCCCGAUUCGAAGGUCGAGGGUUCGUUUUUAUAUCCCCAAGUCUGAUGAGUUUUCCUGUAAACGGACCGAUCGCCAAGUCGACAGGGCCCUAGCGGGUGAAUUGAGGGCUUCUUUACCGGCGGAAUUCGCCAAAGCUGAGAAAGAAAAAUCUGACGAACGAAAUGAAAACAUUUUGGAGAAUCAAAAUAGCGCAUGGGAGGGAAUCUUGAGGAAUAAAAAAGAGGCACCGACUGCUUUGGACGCCUCUCAGUUGUGCACUGACGUGCUUUCGAUCGCACCUUUAAAUGUUUUCCUUUUAGGGGACCAAACGCAGGUUGAUCCAAUGCUAAAGUCAGCGUAUUCUCCGUCUCCGAAAUUUCCUUAUAUAGUUACGCAAGGGGAGGAGGAGGGUCCCCAUCUUGAAGGCGAGAUUAGAAACAAUAAGAAUCCGAAGGUUCCGAAUUCAAUUCAAACUUUGAACAUCACGCAAAAUAGCUCGUUUUUAGAUUCUAUUAUUGAUAAUACCGAUAAGGAUAGUGAGGGUGAUGACAAAUUCUCUUUGAAAUCAAUAGAACUUCAAAAAGAGGAUUCCAGUGAGCAGGAAGUCGGCGCCAGGGCUCUUCAUCCUGACAGUAGUCAUCCUAGCAUGCAUAAUGAUUCUGUUAUUGAAAAAACAGAUUAUAUUGCGAGUGAAGUAAGAGAUAAAGCAUCCAGUGAAAAUGCGAGCGUAUCAACUUUGAGCGCCUCCGAGAUGGACGCCCUUGAUGCUAAAGGGGCCGUUUUCUAUCCUGCGCAAAAGGAAGACUUCAAAGCGAACUAUCAGAAUUCUUUAAUUCAGAACGAAAAAGAAGAAGACAGAUGUAGAUAUAUAAAUUAUUAUUCUACGAGCACGCAAGGUCAUUUAUUAUCCAAGUCAUAUGUUAAUCUUUACUUAUCGCCUUCUCUGUCUUUAAUUGCAAAGCAGAAAGCAACGACAGAUUUCAAUAACUCUAUUGAGAUAGAUGACAAUUUCGCUUUAAAUUCCAAUAAGUAUGAUGAUUUGACAUUAUCUACAAGCAAUUUCUCACUGAAGUGGUUAGAUACCCCGGCGUUAGCGAGUAUUUACAAUGAUUUGUAUGUGAAGAAGGAGAGCUUGGAGAAGCAAAAAGAGGGGAUGGUUUCACCCUCCAAAAGGGAAGAAAAGGAUGUAAUUACCAUCAGAGGCACCGAGGAGAAUAAAAAUAUCGAUGCCAUUUCUACAGAAAAUCCUGAAAAGUAUAUUGAUUUAGAUUAUAUGCAUAAAAAUCAGAAGGCGAUAUUUUCUAGAUAUAAAAGUGAUGUUUUCAGCGCAACAGUGAGAAAACGGGUUUCAUUUUGUCAAAUGCCAUAG